Molecule: messenger RNA, 544 nt
Organism: Plectropomus leopardus (leopard coralgrouper)
Lineage: Eukaryota; Metazoa; Chordata; Actinopteri; Perciformes; Serranidae
Source: RefSeq, a predicted model, not a curated record
AUGUUUUCCAGUCGUGGCUUUGUGUUUGGCCUGUGGAGUGCUUGUGCCUCUGUAGGCAACAUCCUGGGGGCUUUUCUGGCUUCUAGUGUGCUCAAGUAUGGAUAUGAGUAUGCCUUCCUGGUGACCUCAGUGGUGCAGUUUGCUGGUGGGGUGGUGGUGUUCUUCGGCUUGCUUACCUCCCCAAAAGAAGUCGGUUUGAGCUUGGAGUCAGAGACUGGAUUGAGUCCAGUGGAGACGGACACAGACAGCCACAGGCCUCUGAUGAGUGACGAGGAGGAUGAGGUGGAGGGUGAGGUGUACGGGAGAACACACCAUUCCGUUCAGCAGCCGGACGAACCUCUGGACGAAACUCCUCGAGCCAUCGGCUUCUGCCAGGCUUUCUGUCUGCCUGGAGUGCUACCUUAUUCACUGGCCUAUGCGUGUCUGAAGCUGGUCAACUACUCCUUCUUCUUCUGGCUUCCUUUCUACCUGAGCAACAACUACCACUGGAAGGAGGCUGAGGCCGACCGCCUGUCUGUGUGGUAUGAUGUCGGAGGAAUCAUCG